CGCGCGCGAGGACGCGCGCGAGGACGACGACGACGACGGCGACGGCGACGCGAUCGCGGGCGCGCGCGGCGUCGGGUCGAGGGACAUCACGACGAGCGGGACGUUCACGGUGGAUGAGUUUAAGUUGAACGCGCGAGGCGCGGUGGUGGCGGAUGGACGAAGCGACGGCGGGCGCGAUCGGGACGACGCGCGGGCGCGAGACGCGAGCGCGUCGGUGAGCGAGAGCGAGUGCGGGGAGAGAGAUGGGUUCAUUUUGGGCGCGGCGGAUCUGGAGUUGGUGGGGGUGAUCGGAACUGGGAGCGGCGGCGUCGUGCGCUUGGCGACGCAUAAGCGCACGGGCGAGGCGUUGGCGGUGAAGACGAUUGCGAUUUCGCUGGCGAGGGACGAGAAUGAACGGAAGCGGAUCGUCACCGAACUGCGAACGCUGCAUAAGAGCGAGUGCGAUUACAUCGUGCGAAGCUCGGGGGCGUACUUCGAUCGGGGGAGCGUGAGUUUGGUGAUGGAGUACAUGGACGGCGGGACGAUGAGCGACGCGACGAAAUAUCUUGGGAAAUGGGUGGAACAGGAUCUCGCCGCCGCGACGUCCAUGCUCGCCGAUGGUUUACACUAUUUGCACACGAAAUUGAAUGUGGUGCAUCGAGACAUCAAGCCGUGUAACGUGUUGCUCAAUCUGCGCGGCGAGGCCAAGUUGAGCGAUUUCGGCGUCAGCGGACACCUCACCGACGCGAGUAAGUGCCACUCGUGGGUGGGGACGGUGACGUACAUGUCGCCCGAACGCAUUCAGGGCGAAUCGUACGAGUACACCGCUGAUGUGUGGAGUUUCGCGCUCACGAUGGUGGAGUGCGCGCUCGGGCGCUUUCCGUACAAUCCGCCCGACGUCUCGAGACGACUCGUCUUCUGGGAUCUCCUCGAUAUCGUAGUUCAGGACCCCGUCCCAAAUCUACGACCCGAGCUCGACGUCUCGGAUGAAUUCGACAAUUUCGUCGCCCUCGGGCUCAACAAGGACCCCACGGGUCGCAUGCUGACGAAGAACAUGAUCGCGCACCCAUGGAUUUUUGGCCGUGACCGCGCGAGCGAUAAGCGCCGCAUCGCCGCCCUCGCCGCGCGCCACUUAGAUGCUCGCUCCAAGGCGCGCGAACGAGGCGAGAAGUAA
This is a messenger RNA of Ostreococcus tauri, 1153 nucleotides long. Its product is annotated as Serine/threonine-protein kinase, active site. The transcript has 2 exons. The record is from RefSeq and is a predicted model, not a curated record. The annotation marks the transcript as partial. NCBI's taxonomy places the organism in Eukaryota, Viridiplantae, Chlorophyta, Mamiellophyceae, Mamiellales, Bathycoccaceae. Gene Ontology annotation, molecular function: ATP binding; MAP kinase kinase activity. Gene Ontology annotation, biological process: protein phosphorylation; MAPK cascade.